UCUCGGAAUUCAUCCUUUGAUUUUUUUUUUUUAUUUUAUUAUUAUUGUUGUUAUUUUUUUUUUUGUUUUUUUUUUUGUUUUUUACAAUGUCGUCAGACAAAAUACAAUGUGCUGGAUGCCUUAAAUUAAUUGAAAACAAGAGAUAUCUUUAUUGUGGUGGAUGUAAUCAACACUUUGAUUUGGAUUGCGCAAAUAUAUCCGAGCAGCGCUUUUAUAACACCUUAACGAAGGAGCAUAGAGAUGCUUGGCGGUGUGUGAUGUGUAAAAGCAGGCAACCUAAAUUCGACAAUACGAAUACUCCUGUUCGAGCAGCAGUAGAUGGUGUUACUGUGCAGCGCGGAGGAGCAGUUCCGGGCUCACCCUUGCAUAUGGAUAUUUCUCUGGCAGAGCAGUCAAUAUUAAAUGAUACCACUCCAAAUACCACCAGCGAAAUAACGGAUAUACAAGCGCUUACUAUGGAGAUACGUCUUUUUAGAGAUGAAAUGAAGUCGACACGGGCUCAGUUAAAAACUUUAAAUGAGACAUUGACUGCAAUCUCAAGUAGAGUUAGUGCAUGCGAGAGUCGUAUGGAUAAGAUAGACGAAUGCAUUAAUAGCUUGGAGAAUCGGAUGGGCAAUAUGUCCGGUGUGCAGCAAUGUGACACAUCACUUCUCGCUUCUAUUAACGAGUUAAAAAUGGACAUCAACGAUAGAGAUCAAGAUCUUUUAUUAAACGAUAUAGAAAUAUCUUGUAUUUCGGAGCAAAAAGAGGAAAGCCUGUCGCAUGUUGUUACGACUCUCGCUGUUAAGCUGGGUGUUAAUUUGUCCGAUCAGGACAUAGUGAGUGCGAGACGUGUGGGACGCAUGGCAGAGUCUCUAGAAGUGAGUUCGGAGCGCCCUCGUCCUAUUGUGGUACGACUGGCGCGCCGUGCUACCCGUGAUCAGCUGCUACAGGCUGCGCGGGUACGCCGCGGUGCCACCACGGAAGGAACAGGGCUGCCGGGCGUACCGCGUCGCUUUUAUGUAAAUGAGAGGUUGACAAAGGUUAACAGACAACUAUUUCGACGCGCACGGACUUUUUGUAAUCAGUAUAAAUGGCGCUACGUGUGGACAAAGGAAGGCAGGAUAUAUGUACGGCAAUAUCACGAUAAAGGUUCUCCACGUUUGCGUUUGCGGACGGACGAUGAUUUUGUUCGAGUUUUUGGUCCGGAAGCGGUUCGCUCUAUUUUUUAAAUCUCUACGUUACACAUAU
This is a messenger RNA of Galleria mellonella (greater wax moth), 1230 nucleotides long. RefSeq lists its product as uncharacterized. The transcript has a single exon. The record is from RefSeq and is a predicted model, not a curated record. NCBI's taxonomy places the organism in Eukaryota, Metazoa, Arthropoda, Insecta, Lepidoptera, Pyralidae. The coding region runs from base 87 to 1211 and encodes 374 amino acids.